AUGGCUGCUCCUGGAACACUUAUACCAGCUGAUGCACCAAGUGCAAAAGACACUACCUUUAAGAUCCCUGCUCUUCACUCCUCUAAUGACACUGGAGUGGUUUUUGCGAGGCCAAAGCGAUCUCCUGGUGAGGGCACUAGUCAGAACUCUUCAGUGGAUGGUAUAAGUUCUGAAAAUGCAGAAUCCCUGCCUUCUUUCUCUGGUUCAAAUAGUGACACUGGUGUUGGUUCUUCUGGAGUACCUAAUAAAGCAGCUCCUACUAAUCAGCUUGGUAAUAUAUCUUCCACAGCCAUUGGGACUUCUGUAUACAAGGGGAAUCGUGGGGCCCAUGCAGUUGGCGAUGGUGUGCGGAUGAAUGUUAAUGUAGUUCCAUAUGGUCCUAAUAACUCGGAGGAUUCUAAAAACCUUUUUGCAGAUCUUAAUCCAUUCCAGAUCAAGGGAACUGGAAAAAGUUUCAUGCACAACAAACCCGCAGACAAUAAAAUUAAUGAGUUUCAAGGAAGGAAUAAUAACCCUGUUCCCUGUCCGCCUGCAGCAUUGGUGUGGAAGAAUCGAUAUGCGUACAAUGAGGUGCCUAGAAGAAAAGAGAAUGAUCAUGUUGAGGGCCUCUAUCCAAGAAUUAAUCGGGAACCAAAUAAUUAUAAUCAGCCCUCAGCGUCCACCAGUUCUUCUGAAAAAGUUUAUCCACAUGGUUUCAAGUCCUCCAGUAAUUUUAAUCCAUCCAAUAGAGAAAGUGACACCAGGAAUUCUGUAAGUGGUGCCAGUUCAGCAUUGUCAUCAGAUACUAAUCAAUGCUACAGUUCACCUUCUGUUGAAGAAGUAAACUCAAAACUUAAAGAAGAAAAACUCUGGGAUGCGAAGAAUUCGCAAAAUGACUCAGAAGCCGUGGUUAAAGAACAUGAAGACUGCGAAAUUGGUUUUCAUGACCGUAGAAAGUGCAUGUAUGACAGAUUUAUGGGGACCAAUCUAAAAUCGAAGGAUCUAGAAAGUCCUAGUGCAUCAGUUGGUUCCAGAAUCCACAGGGUUGAUCAAAUAUUGGAUGAUGUAGAUGUAGGUUAUGAAAUUUGCUGGGAAGAAUUGGUUAUUGGUGAAAGGAUUGGACUAGGUUCAUACGGGGAGGUCUAUCAUGCUGAUUUGAAUGGCACGGAGGUUGCUGUGAAGAAGUUCUUAGAUCAGGAUUUCUCAGGUGCCGCUUUGGAUGAAUUCAAAAGAGAAGUGCGAAUAAUGCGUAGAUUGCGUCAUCCAAACGUUGUUCUUUUUAUGGGUGCUGUUACUCGUCCUCCAAACCUUUCUAUCAUCACGGAGUUUCUUCCAAGAGGAAGCUUAUACCGGAUUCUUCAUCGUCCUCAAUGUCAAAUUGAUGAGAAGCGUAGAAUAAAGAUGGCUCUCGAUGUGGCAAGGGGCAUGAAUUGCUUGCAUGCCAGUACACCAACGAUAGUUCACCGGGAUUUGAAGUCACCAAACCUUUUGGUUGAUAAAAACUGGAACGUCAAGGUUGGUGAUUUUGGGCUUUCACGCUUGAAGCAUAACACCUUUCUGUCCUCGAAAUCAACCGCAGGAACGCCUGAGUGGAUGGCACCCGAAGUUCUCCGUAAUGAACCCUCAAAUGAGAAAUGUGAUAUAUAUAGCUUUGGAGUCAUUCUCUGGGAGCUCGCAACGCUAAGAAUGCCAUGGAGUGGGAUGAACCCAAUGCAAGUGGUGGGUGCUGUUGGUUUCCAGAACCGUCGCCUUGAAAUCCCCAAGGAAGUUGAUCCCUUAGUUGCAAGGAUAAUUUGGGAAUGUUGGCAGACCGAUCCAAACUUGCGUCCUUCAUUUGCACAGCUCGCAGUUGCUCUCAAGCCUUUGCAGCGGCUGGCCAUACCUUCACAUCUGGACCAGCCUAGCCCACCUCUGCAACAAGAGAUUUCAGUAAAUUCUACACCUUGA
Messenger RNA from Dovyalis caffra, 1926 nucleotides. NCBI's taxonomy places the organism in Eukaryota, Viridiplantae, Streptophyta, Magnoliopsida, Malpighiales, Salicaceae. The record is from the annotation of a GenBank genome assembly.